CAGGCUAGGUGACCUUGCUGAGGGAGAGGUAGUAUAACAUAGUGCCCCAUAAAAAAAGCAUAGAAAAUCUUGGCUUCAAGGGACAGAAGUGGGCUUGGAGUCACACUGCCCACUCACUUGCUGGGGACCAUGGGCAAGUUACUUAGCCUCUCUGUGUUCUGUGGCUUAGACCAUAGUCUGAUGAAGAAAGGGCUGGAAGAACAUACAUCAGAACUUUGACAGGGCUGGCUCUCGGGGGAGACUGGACGUUUGCUUUGGUUUGGUUUGGCUUGUCUGUAUUUCCUAAAUUUUAUGCAACAAACACAAAUUAUUAUAUAAUUGAACUAAUAUUCAGAGAAAAAAAGCAAAGCAGUAGGGAUUGCAGUUUGUCUCCAGGGGGAUGCACCAAAUGAGAAGGGGAGCCUGCCCAUUGAGAUGGGGGGUGGAAGGGCGUGUUCACCUGGUCAGACACCAGACAGGGGUAGGGGUGACAGCCCUGAGCCCUAGAGGACAGGUAUAGUGACAUUUUUUGCCUGAGAUGCAAGUUUCCAGGAGGCACCAGGCAGAGGGAGGUGGUGCCAUGGAGAAUGUUGUCUGUCCACCAGGGGUAGCACCUCUUCCAUUGGCCAUUCUCAGCCAAUAUUCUCAGAACGUCAUCCCAGAGCUCUGGGCCUCAGGGCUUGGGCCGGAACCCUUCCCAGACCAUCAGUCUGUCCAGCUAGCAGCCCUGCUAAGCUCAGCCCCUGACGCUGCCUUUGCUGAGGCAGCCCUUUGAGGAGUCCUGGGCUUGGUGGGUCCACAGCACCCUCCCUUCCAGUGCUGCUAAUCCUCGGAAGAAAGUCAAACAUUAGCCCAGGGAGCAGCUUAUGCCUUAUAUAAGCCCCCCUGGGGGAGGAACAAACACAGCUUGUCAGACCUGAGCUACCCAACUACAGCAGCUGCCGGACGGAGACAGAGCAGGGGCCUCAACUCCAUUGCCCACCAGCCCUGCCGGAGCCAGGCCCAGCCAGCUCUAGCUCGUCUUGCCUGGCGCCAUGACCUUCCCAGAGCUCCUGGACCGCGUGGGUGGCUUCGGCCCCUUCCAGUUCCUACACCUGACCCUGAUCGGCCUCCCAGUCCUGGGCAUGGCCAAUCACUUUCUGCUGCAGAUCUUCACGGCCACCACCCCUGCCCACCACUGCCGGCCACCCCCCAAUGCCUCUGCAGGGCCCUGGGUGCUCCCCACGGGCCCAGAUGGAAAGCCUGAGAAAUGCCUCCGUUUUAUACAUCUACCCAACGCCAGCCUGCCCAACGGCACCCAGGGGGCCACGGAGCCGUGCCUGGAUGGCUGGAUCUACAUCAGCACCAGGGACUCCAUUGUGUCAGAGUGGGACUUGGUGUGUGACUCCUACAAAAUGAAGGAGUUGGCCCAGUCUAUCUUCAUGGCGGGUGUGCUGAUUGGCGGGAUCGUGCUUGGAAACCUGUCCGACAGGUUUGGCCGCAAGACUAUCCUGUCCGGAAGUUACCUGCUGCUGGCGGCCAGUGGCUGCUGUACAGCCUUCAGCCCCACCUUCCUCAGCUACUUGGUCUUCCGCUUCCUGACUGGCUCCAGCAUGUCAGGCAUUUCCCUGAGCACGGUGAUCCUGAAUGUCGAGUGGGUGCCCACCCGGGUACGGGCCAUCCUGUCGACGGCAGUUGGCUACUGCUACACCACUGGCCAGUUUAUUCUUCCCGGCCUGGCCUACGUCAUCCCCCAGUGGCGCUGGCUACAGUUAACAGUGUCUCUUCCCUUCUUCAUCGUCUUUCUGUGGUCCUGGUGGAUAGCAGAGUCUGUACGCUGGAUGGUUCUGUCCGGAAAGUCCUCAAAGGCCCUGAAGAUACUACGAUGGGUCGCUGCCUUCAAUGGCAAGAAGGAGGAGGGAGAAAAGCUCACCUUGGAGGAGCUCAAACUCAACCUGCAGAAGGAGAUCGCCUUGGCCAAGGUCAAGUACAGCGUAGUUGAUCUGAUCCGGACGUCCACCUUGCGCCUCCUGUUGAUUUGUCUUUCCCUGGCCUGGUUUUCCACCGGUUUUGCCUACUACAGUUUGGCCAUGGGUGUGGAAGAUUUUGGGGUCAACAUCUACCUUCUCCAAAUCAUCUUUGCGGGAGCCGACGUCCCAGCUAAGUUUAUCACCAUCCUCUCCAUGAGCUACCUGGGCAGGCGCAUCACUCAGGCUGCUUCUCUGCUCCUGGCAGGAGGGUCCAUCUUGGUUCUCACCUUUGUGCCCUCAGACCUGCAGACCUUGAGGACAGUGCUUGCCGUGUUUGGGAAGGGGUGCCUGUCCAGUUCCUUCAGCUGCCUCUUCCUCUAUACAAGUGAGCUGUACCCCACCGUUAUCCGGCAAACAGGUUUGGGCUUAAGCAACCUGUGGGCUCGCGUGGGCAGCAUGAUGGCCCCAGUGGUGAAGAUCCUGGCCGAGGUGCAGCCCUUCAUCCCCAAUGUCAUCUACGGGGGCAUGGCCCUCCUAGGAGGCAGUGCCGCUCUCCUCCUGCCUGAGACCCUCAAUCGGCACUUGCCAGAGACCCUCGAAGACAUGGACAACUGGUUCCAGCAGGCAAAGGAGCCAGAGCAGGAUCCAGAAGCGGAAAAGGCCUCCCAGAGGAUCCCUCUGCAGCCCCAUGACCGAGGCCUGGUCCCCAACUGA
Molecule: messenger RNA, 2642 nt
Organism: Loxodonta africana (African savanna elephant)
Lineage: Eukaryota; Metazoa; Chordata; Mammalia; Proboscidea; Elephantidae
Gene: SLC22A8
Product: solute carrier family 22 member 8
Exons: 11
Coding region: 1014-2642 (542 amino acids)
Biological process (GO): transmembrane transport
Cellular component (GO): membrane
Molecular function (GO): transmembrane transporter activity
Source: RefSeq, a predicted model, not a curated record